UUGUGUUUGUCAUGUAUGUAUCACUGUGGAACUGUUGUCAUCCCCUCUCCCCAACCCCCCGUGGUGUUUCCGAUCGGAACUUAGCAUUGGGAACACAAAAUGGCGGCCUCCGUGUUACGAGUAGGACGACUGGGUGCUCUCAAGUGUCUCCAAUUGGAGAGCUGGGGCAUCUUGAGGAGUCGCCCAGCUGCUUUUUUCUGCACUCAAGUUGAAGAACCACCAAAACCAGCAAAAAAGGCACAGGCUGCAGGCAAGACAGAAGCUCCAGAUGAGAGAACAGCCCUGUUAACCUGCAAGACCACAGUUGCCUUCCCAGCUAGACUUUUAGAGCCUAGAGUUUUUCCAGCACAGUCUCUAGGUAUAACUGGACCAGUGGUUGGUUGCACUGCUGUUGUAGAAACAGCAGUAGCUGCAGCAGUUGCAGGCACUGCCAGUGAAAUGGAUGCUGCUGAGCCAGUGGUUGCAGUACCUGUGGCUGCCUCAUCAGAUCCAGCUCCUGAACCAGAUGUUGCUCAAGUUAUUCCUGACAUAGCUCCACCUGUAGUUGACACAGCUCCUUUAGCUGUUAAACCCCAGGUUGAGACAAGCAGUGAAACCUCAGCACCAGAUAACACAGCCUUCCCUGAUGCUGGUGAGGCGGCAGCAAAUGAGUCAUCCUCCUCAUCGUCCGGGGACUCCGAAUCUGACUCUGACUCAGACUCAGAGAGUGAGAGGUCAGACGUGAAGGCUGAUACCAGAAUCUUUCCACAUGAGAUAUCAGAAUCCACUGUAAAAAAAGGGGCAGAAGUCCACGAGGUCACACGCGCAGAAGUGACAGAAGACUCUAAUGAAGCUCAGGGGGAACCUGAAGCUACUCUCACAUUUGGUGCUGAUACUAUACACGAGACAGCUGCAAACUCAGAAGCAGUUCAAGGUACCAGGAAGGCACCCACUGUUAGCUCUGAUGAGUUAAUUACCUCAGUGCCUGAGAUCUGCACUACUACAGAAGAUGCUGAAGAGGUCACCCGCCCAGUAGCUUCAGCUGAAUCUGCAGUGGAAGCUGCUCCAGAAAUGAUACAACAUAAUGCAGGUGAUGCAUUUUCUGCUGUGUCUGAUACUGAAGUAGAAACUCCAGCUGAAGUUGUGACCAAGGCUACGACUCCAGAAAAUGACCACAGCGACAGUAACACCAAAACAACAGAACCUGCCUCUGCUGAAGCUGCUACACAAGCUGGAGACAAGCUUGCAGAUGUUGUUGAAGCUGCUGCAGAAGCUGCUGAAUCUUCAGCAGAAACUUCACCCGCAAAAGCUGAACCAGAGAUUAUAGAAGCUAAAGCCAGUCCCACUGAAGAGGCUGCUGAGACUGCAACUGAAGUUUCUGCCCUUGCAGAGGGUGCUGAGCAACUGGUGGACUCUGCUCCUGUCGUAGCUGAAGCUGCUGAAGAGGAGCUGCAGGUGGAGGCUCCUGCUGAACAGUCUGAGGAGGCUAUAACAGCGGCACACGUAGAGCCUGAGGAGCAUUUUGACAACAGCACUUACAAAAACUACCAGCACCACAGCUACACCCCCUACACAUUUGCCGACCUGGAUGUAGAGAUGGCCAAGUUUCGUCUCCCUCAGCCUUCCUCUGGCAGACCCUCACCCAGACACUAGAAGAACUGUCCUGGCUGAAAAAAAUUGCUUAAAGAUGAUGGUGGUGUUUCACUUUAUGUAUGAUCAUCCCCAGAUCUUAAUUAAAUUCUGGUGUUACAAUGUCAUAUUAAUAAAGUACCAAAUGAGUAAUGAA
Messenger RNA from Amphiprion ocellaris (clown anemonefish), 1765 nucleotides. It is a transcript of the gene ndufv3, whose product is annotated as NADH:ubiquinone oxidoreductase subunit V3. Lineage: Eukaryota; Metazoa; Chordata; Actinopteri; Pomacentridae. Bases 100 to 1632 code for a protein of 510 amino acids. Gene Ontology annotation, biological process: mitochondrial ATP synthesis coupled electron transport. The transcript is spliced from 4 exons. The record is from RefSeq and is a predicted model, not a curated record. Gene Ontology annotation, cellular component: mitochondrion.